Peniophora sp. CBMAI 1063 is the source of this 462-nucleotide messenger RNA. NCBI's taxonomy places the organism in Eukaryota, Fungi, Basidiomycota, Agaricomycetes, Russulales, Peniophoraceae. The record is from the annotation of a GenBank genome assembly.
AUGUCCCACGCCGACCAUACAAGAGACCCCUGCCCGUGGGUGAUACUGAACGACUUUGGCGGCGCAUUUGCGAUGGGCGCUGUCGGCGGCGGAAUAUGGCACGGUAUCAAAGGCGCGCGCAACUCGCCCCGUGGCGAACGGCUAACAGGCGCAAUCUCAACAAUCAAAGCCCGCGCGCCCGUCACCGGCGGCAACUUCGGCGUCUGGGGCGGCAUGUUCUCCACGUUCGACUGCGCGGUCAAGGGCUGGAGGCAGAAGGAGGACGCGUGGAACGCGAUUAUAAGCGGGUUUAUGACGGGCGGGUGUCUUGCGGCGCGAAGUGGGCCGCGCGCGGCGUUCUCGAGCGCGGUGGCGUGCGGGGUGUUGCUGGGCGUGUUCGAGGGCGUGGGCGUGGUGUUUGGACGGGUGUUUGCGCAAAAACCGGAGUUGCCGCCAUUACCCGAGGGCACCGCGCCCGUAUAG